AGCUCCUCCUUCGGAAGGGAAAGAACAGGGCUUUUGCUUUGAAUUCAGACCGCACACCGAAACCUGAAACGACACACCAAACUCUCGACCGCCACUCUCUCCAGCGAAGUUUGUUAAGGAUUUGAAACUGAACAGAGAACAGACCUCCAAACAUGAAGAAAAUGAUGGCCCUUGGUUUUGAGGGGUCAGCCAACAAGAUUGGCAUUGGGGUGGUCACUCUUGAUGGUGAUAUUUUGUCUAAUCCUCGUCAUACCUACAUCACUCCUCCUGGACAAGGCUUUCUUCCACGAGAAACCGCUCAGCACCAUCUCCAGCAUGUACUUCCUUUGGUCAAAGAAGCUCUAAAAACCGCCCAAGUGACUCCUGAUGACAUUGACUGUCUUUGUUACACAAAGGGUCCAGGCAUGGGAGCCCCUCUGCAAGUUUCUGCUAUUGUCAUAAGGAUUCUUUCACAGCUGUGGAAGAAACCGAUUGUUGCUGUUAAUCAUUGUGUGGCACAUAUUGAAAUGGGCAGGAUUGUCACUGGUGCUGAUGAUCCCGUUGUGUUGUAUGUAAGUGGUGGAAAUACACAGGUCAUUGCCUACAGUGAGGGAAGGUAUCGAAUUUUUGGAGAGACUAUUGAUAUUGCUAUUGGAAACUGCUUGGACAGAUUUGCUAGAGUCUUGACGCUGUCCAACGAUCCUAGCCCUGGAUACAACAUUGAGCAGCUUGCCAAGAAGGGAGAAAAAUUCAUCGAUCUUCCUUAUGUUGUCAAAGGGAUGGAUGUAUCUUUCAGCGGAAUCUUAAGCUUUAUCGAAGCUACUGCUGAAGAAAAGCUUAAAAAUAACGAGUGCACCCCAGCCGAUUUGUGCUACUCUCUACAGGAAACGCUUUUUGCAAUGCUUGUGGAAAUCACGGAGCGGGCAAUGGCACAUUGCGACAAGAAUGACAUUCUGAUUGUUGGCGGCGUGGGUUGUAACGAGCGGUUGCAAGAGAUGAUGAGAGUUAUGUGCUCAGAGCGAGGCGGCAAAUUGUACGCAACCGACGAUAGGUACUGCAUCGACAACGGCGCUAUGAUCGCAUACACCGGGCUCCUCGCAUAUGCUCACGGGACAUCGACUCCACUGGAGGAGUCGACUUUCACCCAAAGGUUCCGCACGGACGAGGUGCACGCGAUCUGGAGGGAGAAGGAGGAAUCAAAGAAAGCGAAUGGCACUGCAGAGUAGAUGGAAGUUCCUGGAUUAGUUUCACACAGACGUAUUUAGCAGAAGAGACUAAAACUAGGCCUUCAUUACAGAGAGAUAUGCAGGAUGUUUACUUCAGAUUGUUGCAUUUGCGUGAUAAACAAUUAUUCAUUUUGGCUGGUAAUUACACCAAAUUGUAGUCAUUUCUUUUUCUUCCUCGGAACGUUACUGACAUUGUCAUCUGAGUCUUGGAGGAGCAAAAAUAACUAAAUGCCAUUUGGGAGGUAAUGGCCCCACAAA
Messenger RNA from Rhodamnia argentea, 1463 nucleotides. RefSeq names its product probable tRNA N6-adenosine threonylcarbamoyltransferase. Gene Ontology annotation, biological process: tRNA threonylcarbamoyladenosine modification. The record is from RefSeq and is a predicted model, not a curated record. The coding region runs from base 153 to 1205 and encodes 350 amino acids. The transcript is spliced from 4 exons. NCBI's taxonomy places the organism in Eukaryota, Viridiplantae, Streptophyta, Magnoliopsida, Myrtales, Myrtaceae. Gene Ontology annotation, cellular component: EKC/KEOPS complex; cytoplasm.